UCCUGGCUCUUCGUGAAGCACGCGUACGAAUGGAUAGGCCUUGCCGUUCCUGAUCGAGUGAAGUCGGAGAUCAAGCCCCGUUCUCUUCCCACGGGUCUGAACUCUCCGAUGGACGUGGUCAAGCGCCGCAAAGAGACCAAAUUCGUGUCCGCCCAAUUCGAUGGGGGCUCCAAGUCGGGCCUGGCCUCCAGCGGUUGGCACAUAGGGGUCGAUCGCUUCUGUGAUCAGUCUGGCCAGCCGAUCUUCUACAAUGUUGCCGAAGGCUCGACUUUCUGGGGUGACGGCGCUGUCACCCUCGGAGAGCUCCAGGGUCUCGUGCAG
This is a messenger RNA of Prorocentrum cordatum, 321 nucleotides long. The record is from the annotation of a GenBank genome assembly. NCBI's taxonomy places the organism in Eukaryota, Dinophyceae, Prorocentrales, Prorocentraceae.